Meleagris gallopavo (turkey) is the source of this 4315-nucleotide messenger RNA. RefSeq names its product glycoprotein nmb (gene GPNMB). Gene Ontology annotation, biological process: cell adhesion. Gene Ontology annotation, cellular component: plasma membrane. Lineage: Eukaryota; Metazoa; Chordata; Aves; Galliformes; Phasianidae. Gene Ontology annotation, molecular function: integrin binding. The record is from RefSeq and is a predicted model, not a curated record.
AUAAAUAAAUAAUCAGAGUUGUAAAUUUCCCUCUCAUUGAGCAAUCUCUUCAUUUUGUUUACAGUACCUUGGUUUACAGACUUCCACCUGUUCUACCCAAAUAAAAAAUAGUUUAGUGUUGCCCAACUUGUUGAUUUCUCAUUAACCGGUGCCUCCCUUGCCAGUGCUCUACUUUGGGAUCACUGAGACCACUCGAGGUCCAUACUUGAUUCCAUGCCAUAGCUCACCAAAGCUGCUUCUUUGCUGAAAACAAAAGCAAGAAACCUCACCAGGCUGACAGAACUGCAAAAUAGUUUUUAGACUGCCUACAGAAGACCACCUGUCUCUGGUGAAGCAAACUGAAGCUGAAUGUGAACCAGAAAGUGCAGUGUUUGCUAGUGCUGCCCUUCUUCUCUUCAGGUACUGAUUACAUUUCAUUAUUAGGCUGGGCAGUAAAAUCUAUUUUUGUUUCAUCUCUAUUCAUCACACACACUACAGUGAAGUACUUGUUAGUGUGCAGAUCAACCUGUGACCUAGAUAUUGACUGGAUAUCACAACAUAGUCUGUGAUCAUACCUCUAAGUGUCGUAUCACACAACUGUGGUAGUAAGGUACGUGCAUGUACCCACUAAAUGAACAUUUAAAUAAUGUUUGCCUUCAGGAUCAACUCUGAUCAAGAGCCAAGUCCAGGGAAGUGCUAGAAUCAGCCAGUUUUCAUUUAGAUUAUGGUUGCUGCUCAGGGUGUGGGAAGAGAAACAUGUUAAAAGUAGAGACCAGUUCAUCAAAUGCAAUGAGCUGUUGCAGUAACACUAGCAAAUCAGGCUAGGGUGAGAGUUAAUUUGGAUUUCUGGAAGUAAAUAGUCCUAAUUUAAAAACAAAUUAGGUAUAAAUAUUGAUCAGAGUGCAAAACCAAUAUAAAAAUGCCUGCAAGGUAAAUGGUGUGGCUCUAAACAGGUCUCACAGAAAUCCCAGGGAAUGCUGAAAGCAAAGGGAGUGAGUCAUAAGCACAUGAGCUGAAAGAAGCUGAAGACAAAAUCAUGCAUCUCUGCUUAAUUCCAUCACAUGAUGAGUCCUGGAGCCGUUCAUUUAAUUGGAGGGCCGAGCACUGGAGAAACUUCAUUCUCACUUCUCAGUGGAGGCUGAAGGAGUUACUGCUCUGCCGUGCACACCGGCCAACGCACAGCCUGGCACCAUGUGCGGGGCUCACCGCCACCUCGCGCUCCUGCUCCUGGCCGAAGCGGUCCUGUGUGCUGCUACCAUGCGGUUUCAAGAUGUGUUGAGCAAUGGAAGAACUUCUCCUGUCAUUCACCACAACAAGAUACAGGGCUGGUCUAGUGAUGAAAACAAAUGGAAUGAAAAACUUUAUCCUUUCUGGGAAGACAAUGACCCUCGGUGGAAGGACUGCUGGAAAGGAGGAAAGGUGACAACCAAACUGGUGACUGACAGCCCAGCACUGGUGGGAUCCAAUGUGACCUUUGUUGUGACCCUCCAGUUUCCCAAGUGCCAGAAAGAAGAUCACGAUGGCAACAUUAUAUACCAGAGAAACUGUACCCCGGAUUCCCCAGCCCAGGAUCAGUAUGUCUACAACUGGACUGAAUGGAUCGACAACUGCAGCUGGGAAAACUGCACAAGCAACCACAGCCAUAAUAUAUUCCCAGAUGGAAGACUUUUCCCUCAUUAUCCUGGCUGGAGGACAAGGAACUUUGUCUAUCUGUUCCAUACAUUUGGUCAGUACUAUGAAACACUUGGACGAUCUUCAGCAAUUUUUUCAGUCAACACUGCAAAUAUUACUCUUGGCAAACAUAGAAUGGCAGUAUCCAUUUACAGGAGAGGGCACUCAACAUACGUUCCCAUUGCAAAAGCAAGUACCACUUAUGCUGUAACAGACAAAAUUCCACUAUUUGUGAGCAUGUCCCAAAAACAUGACCGCAACAUCUCAGACUCCAUUUUUAUCAAAGACUCACCAAUCACAUUUGAUGUGAAAAUCCACGAUCCUAGCUACUACCUUAAUAAUUCCGCCAUCUCCUACAAAUGGAACUUUGGAGAUGGAAGUGGCUUAUUUGUAGAAAGCGGUGCCACUACAUCUCACAGCUUUGCUCUGGAAGGAAACUUCACUCUCAAUUUAACUGUUCAAGCUAUUAUACCCGUGCCUUGCAAGCCAGUAACACCCACUCCAUCAUUGCCCACCCCAGCAGUAAUGACUGAAGGAUCUUCUAAUUCAGACCCUUCUGUCCCCAAUGAGACAACAGAAGACAAUCCUGAUGGAGGUUGCCAUAUUUACAGAUAUGGAUACGACAUAGCUGGUAUCACCAUUGUAGAGGGAAUCCUUGAGGUAAAUAUUAUUCAGAUGACAAGCAUCCAGAUGACAGAAAGUCAAGCUGAAAAUCCACUGGUUGACUUUGUUGUUACCUGCCAGGGGAGUCUCCCUACAGAUGUCUGUACAGCAAUUUCUGACCCCACGUGCCAGGUGUCUCAGGGCAUGGUAUGUGAUCCCGUCAUCGUCACUGAAGAAUGCUUACUCACCAUUAGGAGAGCUUUUGAUGAACCUGGAACGUACUGUAUAAACAUCACCUUGGGUGAUGACACGAGUCAAGCCCUUGCCAGUGCACUUAUUUCUGUAAAUGGAGGAUCAUCCUCGGGGACAACAAAAGGUGUCUUCAUCUUCCUUGGUUUGUUGGCUGUGCUUGGCGCCAUUGGGGCUUUUGUCCUUUACAAGAGAUACAAACAAUAUAAACCUAUUGAGAGAAGCGCAGGACAAGCAGAGAACCAGGAGGGACUGAAUGCUUACAUCAGCAGCUUCAAAGCCUUUUUCUUCCCUAAGAGCACAGAGAGAAAUCCUCUAUUGAAAAGCAAACCAGGCAUUGUUUAAACCUUUAGCUUAAUAUUGACUUAGAUUAUGUACAAGACUGUAUCAUGAUUUUGUUGUUGUUGUUAUAAAAAGAAAUUAGUAAGGUAAAAACACAUCUAAAUUGAUUGGUAGCUCUGGGGGGCUUGGUGCAAUUAGAAAUACCAAAAUAGUCCUUCUUAGAAAACAAAGGUAGUUUUGAGCACUUGCUGUUCUUGCUUGUGAUCUAGGAUACGCUUUUCUAAAUAACUAACCCUCAUGCCUUGUGUUUUCUUACUUUUGGGUUAACUAGAUGCAAAAUUAAUCAGAUCUAAAACCUGCAGGGGAAAAAAUAUUAUGUAAACAAGCAAAAACCAAAACCGCAUAAAUACUUAGUCUUAAAUAGACAGUUCAGUAUAGUUGCUUACCACCUUAAAGAAGAUUCAGGUCAGAAACAGGAGGCAGAUACUGGCUACAUCUCUGGAAAGAAACUGCCAUGCUAUACUCCCAGGCACAAGCACCUAGCUGCUCACGUUGGUUCACUGUUGGUCCUAGCACAGGCUUGCCCUGCACCACCUACCAGCUCCCCACCAAGCAAAUCCCAGCCUCUGGGAACCUCCACAGGCAUUGCUGCUCACAUGCAGUUCGGCAGCCACCACACUUUGCAGGGCAAUGGCAUUCAGUAGUGUGCAGGCAGAUAGGGCUGGACACAGCAGCUCACUGAUGUUGACAUAGCUGCCAGUGCACAAGACUUACUAUAACCUGGACCACAGACACCCAAGCAACGAUAAUAAGGCCCACCUGUUUGUUUUUUCCUGUUGAAACUUACUUUUAAAGAUAUUCUAAUUUCUCUUUGCUCCUUCAUUCCCUCUCUUUGACCACCUUCUCAAAGAAAAACCCCAAUCUACAUAAGACACCAUGCUUCAGUCAUUGCUUUGCGUCACCCAGCUUGUGCUGGGCAUGUGACUCUACACAGUCUAUUUCUGAAUACAGAAUUCUUUGAAGAUCUAUAUUUCAAUACACUUAGCUUAUUCAAUCUAUCUUACAAUAAGCCUGACACAUACUGUUCUCCAUUCCCAAGGCAAUGAAGAAGCACAGACAUAUUUUCCUGACAUCUGGGCAGGCCUGCUCACCAUUUGCAAUCUGAACACAGCCUUCACUAUCACGUCCACAUUGUGCACAGACAUCACUUGAGGAUAUAUGAUUAUGACACACCUGUGAGGUUAGGUCUUCAGCUAUAAAAAUUCAGUAGCCUUUUGUUUCCACAUUCUCCAAUGAAUUGUACUUCUUUUGUAGCCAUUUCAGAUGUAUAAUUAGCAGUACCAGGUCUGGUUUUGUUAUGUCUUCCUUACGGAUAGCAAACACCCAUCUAACCAUAACUGGGCAUCCAAACAAUUCCCUGACUUAAACAGAAACUACUUUUCCUGUGAAACGUGCUGUCUGAACGUUACAAGGCCUGCCAUCAGCCUGAAGCUGACUUGCUGCCCAGGCCUGGGGCAGGACAGGGCUUCUA